This is a messenger RNA of Poecilia reticulata (guppy), 4933 nucleotides long. Lineage: Eukaryota; Metazoa; Chordata; Actinopteri; Cyprinodontiformes; Poeciliidae. The record is from RefSeq and is a predicted model, not a curated record.
AUGACUGUCAGUCCACAGCAGCUGUUCUCCAGAAAAAAAAAANCUAAGUACCUGGAGGCUCGCGGCCUGCGGGGUUUCCUCUCCGACCUGGAGCAGGAGACACUGACCGCCGCUCUUGAGCCCUUUGACCCGGACGCGGAGCUUUUCUCAGGGGAGGGAGAGGACGAGCCGGAGCCGCUGUCGUUGCAGUACUGGCCGGACGUUUCGGACACCUCUAUCCCKCAAAUGGACCUGGGCUGGCCUGACAGCGAGGCGUACAGAGGGGUGACACGCACCACAGUGUACACGCAGCCCCCGAUGGAGGGUCAGGCCCACAUCAAAGAAGUGGUCAGAAAAAUGAUUGCACAGGCGCAGAAGGUGAUAGCCGUGGUGAUGGAUGUCUUCACCGACAUCGACAUMUUCAGAGAUCUGUUAGAUGCCGGGUUUAAAAGGAAGGUGUCUGUUUACAUCCUGCUGGAACGCACAAUGCUACCUCAUUUCCUCUCGAUGUGUCGGAGGGCUAACAUGCAUGCCGGGCACCUGAAGCAUCUUCGUGUACGCUGCACAGAAGGUGCAGAGUUUUACACUCGGUACUGCACCAGGGUCAAGGGGCAACUCGGGCACAGGUUCAUGUUCAUUGAUGGAGACAAAGCUGUUUCUGGGUCGUACAGUUUCACAUGGAUGUCCUCACGACUGGAUAGAAAUCUCAUCACUGUUACCACGGGCCAGGCUGUGGAUGCUUUUGACCAAGUGUUUCGCUACCUGUAUGUUACGUCUAGUUUUGUUGACCUACGCCAAGUCACCACAGAUCCUGAGCCUGAACCAGACACUCGACAUCAGGUUUUAUCCGUGGCUCCUCCUCCUGCUGCUGUUGCUAGAAAACUGUACAACCCCAAAUAUGCCCUUGUUGCUUUAAGUAGCCCUAGCCCCGUGAGCUCGAAUAGCAAUGAUAGCCCCAAAGAGUCUGAAGUUUCAGAGGAACCAAAAAAUAAGAAGAAGCAGAAGAGAACACGUGAAGAUCCGCCACAGGAUGCUCCUCCUAUCCAUCCUGGACUUUUAGGUCUAGAGAAAGCAUGCUUACUCUCAUAUCUGCCCACCUGGCCAGAACCUGAUCCACCAAGCGAUGUGAUAGGGUUCAUUAAUAUCCGGGACUCUAAAAAACCAACCCAAGUUCAUCUUCAACGUUCUGAGAUGUUUGAAAUCAGCCAAGCAAUCAAGUUUAGCAGUCCAAUCAGCAAGCCACAGGAAACUUUGCCCGAGGUUGCAAAGCCCAGAAAUCGAAAUGCACAAAGUGAACCCAAGACUGACGGUUUGUUGGUGGAUAAAGCAAAACCAGAAAAGAAAAGUGUUGACAAUAACAAUGAAGAAAUGGCACCUGAAAAAAACUCACCUUUGCACAGACAAAAGUUAAAUUUCGACAAAAGCGAAACUCAAAUUCUCCAAAUGGAGAAAAAACUGCGUUCAGAUUCAGAUUCAGGUCCUGUUUCUCUUAUUCCACAAACACUACCACAAUCUAGCAACAAAGCACUCACACCUAAAAAUGAACAACCUUCAUACAAAGCCCAAAUUACCUCCACAACCAGUUCUUUGUCAGAGUCCCUCAAAGAAUCUAUAUGUGUAAAAGAACCUGAAAUUGCAACUGUUUCACAAACACAAAGUACUUUGGUGGAUCAAACAAACACCCUGMAGUCAAACAAUGCACAAAAAUCUCAACUGCACAAACAAACUCAGUUAAAUACAGAAGAAAAUGAUGUAGCAUCACAUCUAGAGUCACACAGUAGUGCUGCUAAUACACAACUUAAAAUCUCCUCUGAAGAGACUUGUGACCUCCAGAACACUGACAGUCCAGGGCACAUUGCAACUUCUUCUGCUUGUCCCAAGCAAUCUGAAAGUUCACUUUCCAAAAAUAAUCUUGUUGCUAUUACUACAGCAGCUUCAACCACAGCUACAAGUUCUUGUAAUCCAACUCCCUCUACUAGCUUACCUUUGACCCUUCCUCCACCCACGUCUUCUUUUCCAAAAUUACCUUUACACCCGUCCUCUGCAUCUUCUUUUACAAGUUCUGUUACUCCAGACUCUAAGCCUUGUUCUGACCAACUACAGAAACAAGAUAGUGUCAAUAGCAGUACUGAGACAAAUCCAGAUAUUGUUGUUGUUGAGAAGUCUAAAACCAGGUUAGGGCCACAAAUUAUUACUGAUACUUCUGCUUUAACAAGUUUGGUGCAAACAUCUCCAGUAAAAAAUCUUGAGAGUGGCCCAGAUUUGCGCAGAAACAGUGUCAGCAAAACAGGAUAUCCAAAACAAACAGAGAACACAAACAUUCCUGAAGAUACCAAACAGGAAACACAGACCGUCACUUCCCAAAAGACAAAGGGUAAGGAAACUGAUAGAAAAUGCAAUGACAGACCAGAAGUGCAGUCUGUUACUGAAACCCAACUUGAAACAAAGUCAGAUGUUUCAGCAAAAGAUUCAUCAAGCWCAGCCAUUGUGAAUGUUAAUGAACUAGUCCCUAAAAGUGUUGAUUCAAAGACACACAGAGACUUUAUAGCCACAAGUAACAGCACUUCUGAUAAAACCCUGGUGAACUUGGAAUGUGCCAAAGCGACAAAUACUCAAACAUACCUUGCAAGAUGCCAUGAACCUCAAAUAAUAUCAUAUAGUAACUUUACAUUAGAUGAUAUAUCACACAACACUUACAUACUCAAAGAAAACCAUGAUGGCAGUAUAAACAGUGCUGCAAAUGCACUGAGUCAGCCUGGUAAACAAGCACAAGUCCCAUCAGUAGACGGCACAGACGUCACAUUAAACUCAGUAAAACAACACAUGCACAACACCUUUCAAGAACAAGCUUGCAUAACACAAGUACCUGCAUACUUCUCCAGAAAAACACUUCAUUUACCCUUUUCCAAUGUGCAAGCAAUGGAUUUGAGUUUGCAAACCAACAAACAAGAAUCACAGUUGCCCACAGCUGAUGUACAAAGCUCAGCUCCAAAAGUGUCUCCUCCAAAUCUACCUACCACAGAUUCACGAACAACCUCRCCAGACCUACAAACGCCUACAACUGAUAUCAGUGAUGAUUACUUAUCACCAAGAGAGGACUCCACUACCUCUGAAGAGUACUUUGAAUGUAGUGAAUCUCCUUCACAUGAACCUGAUCUUGACACAAGUGGGAGUCGCAGCCAUGGGACAGGAAARAAUAGCAGCCCAACUAACUCAGAUUGUUGUUUUUCAAGAAAUGUUGGCACUARUUCUGCUGACUUGGAUAAUAGUUCCAGUGCUUCUACAUUAACCAGUUCAAGUCAUAGUACUUCUUCCAGUGAAUCCAGUAUUUUAUCUUGGACUUUUAGAGACCCCCCUACCUCUGUGCUUGGGACAAAAGGUCAAAACAGUGAGUCAAAGAUAACAAAUAGAAGAAAUAGCAAAGAAGGUGCUAAAAUUGAGGUAAGCAGUAGCAACACAGAGAAAAAGGAGCGAGUACACCAGAGCACGGAGGGGACAGACAGUAAGGAGUUAAAUCAAAUGCCUAGGUCUUUGAAAAAGGAGAGUGAUUUAAAAGWAACGGCCUUAAAACUCAGUAAGGCCYCUGGGGGACAGGUUGAAGGAGCCACGACAGACGGAGAAUCAGUGCAGAAAGAGACAAAGCGGUUGUCCACUGGUGAACUUAAACCAGAAAGGGUUUUAUCUGAGGCAAAGAAAUYCCUUUCCAGCAAGRAUAAGCCAACGAACCAGGCUGCWCUAACCCCCGGCAAUACGGAGAUAAGACAGAGGCAAUCUGCAAGGGAGACAACAGGACAGAAGCCUUUGAAUCCAUCACCCAAAUCUCAGCCGCAUCAGCAGCCAGGCAGUAGAGGCUCUUCACCAUCGCGACCACURAGGUCCCCUAGCGGCUCCCAAGCUCAGGCACCUCGUCCUUCGGGAAUCCGUGAUCUCAGCCCAACAGAAAGCAGGGCUCUUCAAAGUAAUGUCAAAGAGUUUGUUUACAAGCCACCUCCUCGCAGAUCACAAUCCAGAUCCCCCUCUCCAAUGAAAGCUGCUCCCAUGGGGUCUGCAGCCGGGCGGAAGCAGGUUUCCCAGAGCCAGCUGCUCACUCGGCAGCUUCCAGCAGCGCCRAUUCGGUCAAAGUUUGACCAACCACAAAWMCAGCCUGCAAAGCAACAGGCCUCCACUCUCCACACACUUUCCAGCCUGCAGCCUCAGGCCCACCCUYUUGCCCACCAAGUGUCUGAACAGGCAGCUGAAGAAUCAGAAGACGCAAGGGCUCCUUUUAACUUAACUCUCAGCAGGUUAUACAACUUCAAGGGAUUAAGAGACAAAUGGACCAAGCAGCCGACUCAGAGCAGGAGAAGUAGCACCGGCACACCGGUGAAAGAACGUAAAAGCACAAGUUAAGGAGGUUUAUCUGUUGUCCUGUCAUCGCAAUAUGUUACUGAAACAUCAGACCAGAGAACAGGGAUUAAAAACUAUCUGAGUCCAUGUUGAAAAUGACAAGUGGCUGCUUUUGAUAUUAUUUGCUAUUAUUUCUGAAAAGUUCAUGAUGUUUCCUUGUUCUUCUUUUUAAAGUGUUAAAUUUGCACACUGUUAUUACAUAAUAAAUCUCAGAUGUACUGUAUGUCAGUCUGCAUGGAGUACAUGCCAAAACUUGCUGUAGAAUUAAAAUUUAAUUCUGUUCUCACUUUAUUUGGUGGUGCAUAURAAUUUGCCUUCUUUUGCCCAGUUUAUGGUUUACUGUAUUUACCAAGUUUAUUUACAUAUUUUUGAGAGGUUUUUAAGCUGAGCAUUCAGCUGAAGUACAGCUUUGAGUUGGGAAUAUGAUGAAAACAAUUAACCAAUUCCUCCAGCCGUGACCCGCGGUGCCUUUUCAAUCCAAAACAUUGUGACAGUUUUAAUGUGGUUUUCCUGCUCUGACUUACUGUUUAAACAAGAUUUUUCAAUAAAAAAAUUUUGAAACACAACA